Molecule: messenger RNA, 2230 nt
Organism: Megalops cyprinoides (Indo-Pacific tarpon)
Lineage: Eukaryota; Metazoa; Chordata; Actinopteri; Elopiformes; Megalopidae
Gene: zdhhc23b
Product: zinc finger DHHC-type palmitoyltransferase 23b
Exons: 5
Coding region: 254-1531 (425 amino acids)
Biological process (GO): protein targeting to membrane; peptidyl-L-cysteine S-palmitoylation
Cellular component (GO): Golgi apparatus; endoplasmic reticulum
Molecular function (GO): protein-cysteine S-palmitoyltransferase activity
Source: RefSeq, a predicted model, not a curated record
GAUUGCGCCCCCAGUUCCGCUCCCCGGGGCUCGUGCACACGGAGAGCUCGGCGUCGCAGCGGUGCCUGGCGCACGUCACGUGCUUGCGCUUGGUGGAAACUUUGUUGGCACGGGAUCCCGUGUGUUUGCUUCCGGCGAUGGAGCGCGAGGGAGCGCGAGGGACGCAUGUGAAGCGCGCAGGGUAACGCAGGGCGUGGCUGUGUUGAGGACUGAAGCCCUCCUCCCGCUGGGCGUGGCCGUGGCGUGAUUGGCGAUGAAACGGAGGGCUGGAAAGGCGUUGGAGAUGGAGGAGCCUCUGUGCUGCUGCGAGUUUGUGAACCGCGACGGCGAGAGGAGCCACAUGGCGGCCUGCUGCUGCGACUGUGAGCACCUGGACCAGGCCUGCGACAGGUGGCUGAAGGGCGAGCCGCAGGCCCCGGGCUCGGUGUGGCGGGUGGCGUCGGUGGUGCGGGACCGGCUGCGGGUGCCGUGGCUGGGCGGGGCGCGGCGGGUGGACGUGUCGGUGCUGCCGCCGCUGCUGCUGCUGCCGCUGCUGCUGCGCGUGGCGGCUCUGCACUUCCUGCUGGGGCUGCUGGUUCUGACGGCUCUGCCAGGCCUGGUGCUGUGGUACUACUACGCCACGCACCGGCGCAAGGGCCGCACCCUCUUCUUCCUCAGCCUGGCGCUCUUCUCCCUCGCCUACAUGUACUACCUUUUCCUGACGGAGGUGCUGCCGCGGGGCGACGUGGAGCCGCUGCAGCUGGCCGCCGUCACCGCGGGCGUGGCCCUCACCCUGCUGUGCCUCGCCCGCACCAAGCGCGAGCCGGGCUACGUGCGGCCCCGCCCGGCCGACGCCCACAGCACCGUCACCUACCACAGCCAGCGGCCUGAGCGAGACCCCGCCCUCAACGGCGUCUGCCAGCAGGUGCUGGUGGCCAGCCGGGCGGGGCCGGUGGAGCGGACGGGGCUGGCGGAGGAGGCGGGCGGUGCCAACAGCGACAGCGUUAAGAGGAACUGGUGCCCCACCUGCAGGGUGGUGCGCCCCCCCCGGGCGGGUCACUGCCGCAUCUGCGGUGCCUGCGUCCGCCGCCUGGACCACCACUGCGUCUGGAUAAACAGCUGUGUGGGGCAGGCCAAUCACCGCUGCUUCCUGCUGACGCUCCUCCUCUUCCUGCUGACCUCGCUGUACGGGAUCAGUCUGGUGCUGCGCAGCGUAUGUCCCAGAGAGAACCUGCUGUUCGCCCUGCUCUACUGCCCCGGGGUGUACGCCCAGUACAGCACGGCGUUGUGCUUCACCUGCGCCUGGUACAGCAGCAUCGUGACGGGAGGCCUGCUGCACCUGCUGCUGCUGCAGCUGAUCAACAUCAGCUACAACGUGACGGAGAGGGAGGCCCGGCUGGCGCUGCGGGACAAGGCCGGCCGCAGCCACCUGUGGGGCCUGGUGGUCGACACCGGCGUCUACUCCCGCGGUUUCCGCAGCAACUGGGCGGAGUUCCUCACCAUGAGCUCCGCCCUGGACCCGCCUGCCCCCCGCGUCACUGACCUGGUGUAGCCCAAACGAUAAGGACUCUUUUAAACACGUCGCUUUUCAUGUUGCCUUUGUGACUGAUGCACUCAGCGCUGCUGCUCUUCACUGAUCCCUGCUGCUCCCCUCCUCACCCCACCGGACUGCAGUACCACAGCAGCUCCCCACCCUGCCCUGCCCCGCCCCGCCCCGCCCCACACUGGCCCGCCCGUCCGGAGAUGUCUGUGUGGCUUUUGCACCUUUACUGAGGAGGGGCAGGUGGAACUCCGCCCUGGACUGACUGAAACCUGAAGCCAUAAUCACACAGCUUCCAGCCGCUCACUGGGCGUGGCACUAGUCACAUGACCUUGAAUUGUACGUCAGCGUUCGACCGGAAAGUUGCGUUUCUGAGACGGUCCCCCGCUGUGACAGAGGGACGUGGCAGGCGCAUGCCAUCAGGGCUCAUCCACGUUGCCAUGGACACGAGCGUGUGGGCUGCGGCGUGACUCCCUCGAUCAGUGCCUUUACUGGAGCUUCUCGUGGAGAUUCACAGCUCCACUCGGACCGGACGGCGCUCAGCUGACACACUGAUGCUGUUUGUGGAAGUCGUUCAUGUGUGUAUUGUGCUUAGAUGGAGCUGUAAGAGCUAAAUGUCACAAUAUUUACCAAACAGAAACAUGAUACAUUUGCCUUUGUAGUAGAAACAAGGUCUUCCAGUCUGGCCUGAGACUACUAAGCACAGCCGAU